This is a messenger RNA of Letharia columbiana, 1566 nucleotides long. RefSeq lists its product as uncharacterized. Lineage: Eukaryota; Fungi; Ascomycota; Lecanoromycetes; Lecanorales; Parmeliaceae. The coding region runs from base 1 to 1566 and encodes 521 amino acids. The transcript has 2 exons. The record is from RefSeq and is a predicted model, not a curated record.
AUGCUCCUCCAGGAUACCGGCAGUCCAGCUUACCCUGACUGGCUUGCACUGGCAAUCGUCUUCACCUUACUCCUUCCGCUGCUAUCAUCGAGGACUGUGCGUUACCAGCCCAUCUGGUACAUCUCCUUAAUUGUUGCAAUCGAUGCACUUUUCUCCUUACCUAACACGAAGUUGAAAAUCUUCGUGAUACUGUUCUUGUUCCGUUACGUACGACUCAUUGUUAAUUUGACAGCCUUCUGCUUAUACAAACCCGUUGCUAUUCCAACCCAUCCAAGUCUAACGGCAAAAGAUGUAACGGUCAUCGUACCAACAGUGGCACCGUACGGAAAGGACUUCGAGGAAUGCAUCCAAUCAAUUCAAGCCAACGGACCUGCCAAGAUUGUCAUCGUUACUGCUGGACCGGGUAAUUAUGAGAGGGCGAUUCAAAGCGUUGACAUGUCCUCAAACAUCCUGAUCAAACAUUGCCACGUUCAGAACAAGCGGGCACAGGUCUGCGAAGCUCUAGAAGACGAGGUACAUACUACCAUCACAGUGCUCUGCGAUGACCAUGUCUUCUGGCCUCGGAACUUCCUCCCCAGCAUCCUCGCCCCUUUCGAAGACCCAAACGUUGGCUGCGUCGGUACAAGCAAGCGAGUGCGCCGCACCGUCUCAAACUUCUCCUUGGCCGGCUUCUGGAACUUCCUCGGCUGUUUAUACCUCGAGCGACACAACUUCGAGAUCGCCGCCACCAAUGCCAUCGAUGGAGGCGUCUUCGUCAUCUCCGGCCGCACGUCGGCUCAUCGCACGGAGAUCCUUCAACCACAAUUAUUCCGCAACGGCUUUCUGAACGACUAUAUCCUCUUCGGCCUUAUCGGUCCUCUAAACGCAGACGAUGAUAACUUUAUCACGCGCUGGAUGGUCAAUCAUGGCUGGAAACUCAAGAUCCAGUACUCGGAGGACGCGUGUAUCGAAACCACGCUGGGAGAAUACCCCAAAUACCUCUUCCAAUGUAUGAGGUGGGCGCGUACGACCUGGCGUAGCAACCCCCUCAGCCUGCUAUCACGUCGAACCUGGACCACCCAGCCAUGGUCCAUCUACGCCGUCUUCCUCACCUCCUUCAUCAACUUCGCCCUCUUUUACGACGUCGCUCUCCUCACCACGCUCCGGAUCUACCUCACGGACCCGGCCAGCAGCAGCAGCCAUCCCGUCACGCCCGCCACCGGACUCCUGACCCUCGGCCUCUGGAUCCUGUGCUCCAAGCUCGUCAAACCCUGGCCGCAUUUCCGACGGCACCCCCGCGAUCUGGCCUACCUGCCCGGCUAUAUCCUCUUCGGAUACUUUCAUUCGCUCCUUAAGCUGUGGGCGCUGCUGACGUUUUGGAAUGUCGCGUGGGGAUCUCGGCCGCUGGGUGAGGGGGUGUCGGAGGGUGUGAACGGUGGGAUGGGUGGGGAUGUGAUCUCGGUGGAUGACGCUGAGGGAGGGGUGUCGGAGGGUGUGAAUGGUGGGAUGGGUGGGGAUGCAGCGCGGAUGAUAGGGCAGGUGGAGGGGGAUGAGGGGGUGGGAAGGGAGGAGUUGGAGGGUAGGUGA